This is a messenger RNA of Peromyscus californicus insignis, 800 nucleotides long. RefSeq names its product GTPase HRas-like. The coding region runs from base 147 to 713 and encodes 188 amino acids. NCBI's taxonomy places the organism in Eukaryota, Metazoa, Chordata, Mammalia, Rodentia, Cricetidae. The transcript has a single exon. Gene Ontology annotation, cellular component: plasma membrane. The record is from RefSeq and is a predicted model, not a curated record. Gene Ontology annotation, biological process: Ras protein signal transduction; cellular senescence. Gene Ontology annotation, molecular function: GTP binding; GDP binding; GTPase activity.
ACCCUGAGGCCAUUACACUCUGGCCUCAGGACUACAAGGACACUCCAAUCCUCCAAUCGGGCCCCAAUCAGGGCCUUCUGCUCCCCAGCCACUCCUUCGUGCCCCUUGUGGGGCAGGAGCUCCUGGAGUGACAGUCCCUACAAAAAAUGAUGACAGAAUACAGGCUUGUGGUGGUGGGUGCUGGAGGUGUGGGAAAGAGUGACCUGACCAUCCAGCUGAUCCAGAAUAAUUUUGUGGAUGAAUAUGACCCCACCAUAGAGGAUGUCUAUUGGAAACAGGUGGUCAUUGAUGGGGAUGCAUGUCUGCUGGACAUCCUAGCAGGUUGGGAGGAAUGUGGUACUGUGAGAGACCAAUGCAUCCACACAGGGGAGGGUUUCCUCUGUGUGUUUGCCAUCAACAGCACCAAGUCCUUUAACAACAUCCAUCAGUACAGGGAGCACAUCAAACGGAUAAAGGACUCGGAUGAUGUGCCAAUGGUGCUGGUGGGGAACAAGUGUGACCUGGCCACUCGUACUGUUAAAUCUUGGCAGGCCCAGGACCUUGCCCGCAGCUAUGGCAUCCCCUACAUCGAAACCUCAGCCAGGACCCGGCAGGGUGUGGAGGAUGCCUUCUACACACUUGUACGUGAGAUUCAGCAACACAAACUACGGGAGCUAAACCCUCCUGAUAAGAGAGGCCCUGGCUACAUGAGCUGCAAGUGUGUGCUAUUGUGACAUCAGAUGACGGUACUCCAGCUGAUGGUCGUCCUGCUCCUCCUGGCUCCUGCUACAGCCCAGAGAUCUCGUUCCCACACCACCGCU